AUGUCAGAGGUUCUGAACAUGUCAAACAUCAUGAUUUUGCGCAUGCUUAUCUGCGAAAACAUCACUCUCACAUUCGACUACCCAAUCAAGCCUCAGUUCGUCCUCAAAUAUGAGACCACUGUUGGACUCUGGUCUGUCAAAGUUGGCCAUGGCUGGAACUACGAUCCCCCUAUCUUGUUUGGUUGUGCUGUCGCGAAUGGCGAAGGCGAAACUCCCGAGCUAGCCUACCAGGAUGUUCUGAAGGCCACUGCCAUCAGAGCCUCCAAGUACGAUUACAACUACUCCAAGAUCACAUUUAAUCGCUAA
Messenger RNA from Aureobasidium namibiae CBS 147.97, 306 nucleotides. RefSeq lists its product as uncharacterized. The transcript has 2 exons. NCBI's taxonomy places the organism in Eukaryota, Fungi, Ascomycota, Dothideomycetes, Dothideales, Saccotheciaceae. The coding region runs from base 1 to 306 and encodes 101 amino acids. The record is from RefSeq and is a predicted model, not a curated record.